AUGAUAGUAAAAAAAUUAAACAGUUUAAUCAUUUUAUGCUUAGUUGUAUCACGUCUUGUAGUUAUUGUAGGUGGAGAAGCCGAUAACGACCGGUCUUAUUAUUAUUGGUUUGAGUUACGUGAUCCAAAUGAUAUGAAUGUACUACAAGUUGUGCAACUUAGUAGUUAUUGGACAACUAGUUUUUUUGGUGAUUGUUUUGUUCCGCUUUCUAGAGAACAGUUCUUGGUGGGUAUACUACCACAGAAAACAUUAUUCAUAAUUAAUGCAGAUGGUCAAGUCGAAGCAACAAUUCCAUAUGAUCUAUGUGACUUUUCAGCAGCAGCAGCUUUGAUCAACAGUUGA
Molecule: messenger RNA, 342 nt
Organism: Didymodactylos carnosus
Lineage: Eukaryota; Metazoa; Rotifera; Eurotatoria; Philodinida; Philodinidae
Source: the annotation of a GenBank genome assembly